Molecule: messenger RNA, 1944 nt
Organism: Penicillium alfredii
Lineage: Eukaryota; Fungi; Ascomycota; Eurotiomycetes; Eurotiales; Aspergillaceae
Product: succinate dehydrogenase [ubiquinone] flavoprotein subunit
Exons: 6
Coding region: 1-1944 (647 amino acids)
Biological process (GO): mitochondrial electron transport, succinate to ubiquinone; tricarboxylic acid cycle
Molecular function (GO): flavin adenine dinucleotide binding; electron transfer activity; succinate dehydrogenase (quinone) activity
Source: RefSeq, a predicted model, not a curated record
AUGAGCUCCCUGAGCUUACGGAGCUUGGCUCCCGCGUCCAAGGUUUCCCGUGCGUUGAGGGAUCAAAGACGUCUCUUCUCGUCUUCACGGCCUGCAGCCCGGAUAUGGGCCAACCAGCCGCUGCGCGCCAAGGAGGCCAAUGGAUAUAUUUCGGACAAGUACCCGGUCAUUGAUCACGAGUACGAUGCCGUCGUCGUCGGUGCCGGUGGUGCCGGUCUGCGCGCGGCUUUCGGUCUGGCCGAAGCUGGUUUUAACACUGCCUGUGUUUCCAAGCUCUUCCCUACGAGAAGUCACACUGUCGCUGCCCAGGGUGGUAUCAACGCGGCCCUUGGAAACAUGCACACCGAUGACUGGAGAUGGCACAUGUACGAUACAGUGAAGGGUUCUGAUUGGCUUGGUGACCAGGAUGCGAUUCACUAUAUGACCCGCGAGGCACCCGCUAGUGUCCGCGAGCUCGAGGGUUACGGUUGCCCCUUCUCCCGGACCGAAGAUGGACGUAUCUACCAGCGUGCCUUCGGUGGUCAGUCCAAGGAGUUCGGCAAGGGUGGUCAGGCCUACCGCUGCUGUGCUGCCGCUGACCGAACCGGCCACGCCCUUCUGCACACCCUUUACGGCCAGUCGCUGCGCCACAACACCAACUACUUCAUCGAGUAUUUUGCUCUCGAUCUCCUGAUGGAGGACGGCGAGUGCCGCGGUAUCAUCGCCUAUAACCAGGAGGAUGGUACCCUCCACCGCUUCAAGGCUCACCACACGGUUCUCGCCACUGGUGGUUACGGCCGUGCCUACUUCAGCUGCACCUCGGCCCACACUUGCACCGGUGACGGUAUGGCGAUGGUCGCUCGUGCCGGUCUCCCCAACCAGGACCUGGAGUUCGUCCAGUUCCACCCGACUGGUAUCUACGGUGCCGGUUGUUUGAUCACAGAGGGCUCUCGUGGUGAGGGUGGCUACCUGCUCAACUCGGAGGGUGAGCGUUUCAUGGAGCGAUACGCCCCGACUGCCAAGGAUCUGGCCUCGCGUGACGUUGUGUCUCGGUCUAUGACUCUCGAAAUUCGUGAGGGCCGUGGUGUCGGUCCUGAGAAGGACCACAUCUACCUGCAGCUCAGCCACCUGCCCGCCGAGCUUCUCCACGAGCGUCUGCCCGGUAUCUCCGAGACCGCCUCGAUUUUCGCUGGUGUCGAUGUUACCAAACAGCCCAUCCCCGUCCUGCCCACCGUCCACUAUAACAUGGGUGGUAUCCCCACCAAGUACACUGGCGAGGUUCUGAGCGUCGACGAGAACGGCAAGGACAAGGUCGUUCCCGGCCUGUACGCCUGCGGUGAGGCCGCCUGUGUGUCUGUGCACGGUGCCAACCGUCUGGGUGCCAACUCCCUACUCGACCUGAUUGUUUUCGGUCGGGCCGUUUCGCACCGUGUCCGCGACAUCGCUAGCCCUGGUGCGCCUCACAAGGAACUGGCCGCCGACGCGGGUGCCCAGUCGAUCAAGGACCUCGACUUCGUCCGCACCGCUGACGGUCCCAAGUCGACCUUCGACAUCCGUAACGCCAUGCAGAAGGCCAUGCAGACGGAUGUCAGUGUGUUCCGUACCCAGGACAGCUUGGAUGAGGGUGUUAGCCGUGUUGCCGAGAUCGACCAGUGGUACUCGCAAGUCGGCACCAAGGACCGCAGCAUGAUCUGGAACUCCGACCUGGUGGAGACCCUUGAGCUCCGCAACCUGUUGACUUGCGCUACGCAAACUGCCGUGGCUGCCGCUAACCGCAAGGAGUCCCGUGGUGCCCACGCGCGGGAGGACUUCCCUGAGCGUGAUGACGAGAACUGGAUGAAGCACACUUUGACUUGGCAGAAGGAGGCCCACGGCAAGGUGGAUCUGGACUACCGUUCCGUCGAGGACAAGACCCUGGACGAGAGCGAGUGCAAGCCGGUGCCGCCAUUCAAGCGUGUGUACUAA